AAGCCGCAGUCGCUCGCGGCGAUUCCACUCCGUUUGUUUUCACGUUUCUGUUUCGGGCGGAUCGUCAGCCGUAUCGCCGGAAUGAGGAGUUUCGUGGAAGUUCCCAGCGGGAGUGACUUCCCCAUCGAGAACCUGCCAUACGGUAUAUUCUCCCGAAUCGGCCACACUAACAGAAGAGUCGGAGUCGCGAUCGGUGAUCGAGUAUUGGAUGUGGCUAUGGUUUGUCAUCUGUUCAGAGGCGAGGCCAUCGCUGGAAAACAGCAUGUUUUCCACCAGGAAACCCUCAACGAUUUUAUGGCCCUCGGCAAAGCAGCUUGGAGAGAAACCCGUCUGAACCUUCAGAGACUCCUAUCAAUCGACGAGCCUGAGCUGCGGGACAACGCUCCACUCCGACAGCAAGCACUGAUACCCAUCACCCAAGUCAAAAUGCAUCUCCCGGCCCGAAUCGGAGACUAUACAGAUUUCUAUUCAUCGUUGGAUCACGCAACGAAUGUGGGUGUGAUGUUCAGAGGCAAAGACAACGCUCUUAUGCCGAACUGGAAACAUCUGCCCGUCGGAUACCACGGCCGAGCGUCUUCGGUAGUCGUGUCCGGAACUCCGAUCAAACGACCGCUCGGACAAACACGCCCAGACGACGGCCAGCCGCCCGUGUUUGGGCCUAGUAAACUCAUGGAUUUUGAGUUGGAAAUGGCAUUUUUCAUCGGACCCGCGAACAAACUUGGCGAACCUGUACCGAUAGGCAACGCACAAGACCAUAUUUUCGGAAUGGUACUAAUGAACGAUUGGUCUGCAAGAGACAUCCAGAAGUGGGAAUAUGUUCCAUUGGGACCUUUUCUAGCAAAGAAUCUCGGCACGACGAUAAGCCCUUGGAUCGUGACCAUGGAAGCGCUCGAGCCCUUCAAAACGGCUAACUACAAACAACAUCCUGAACCCAUGCCCUACCUGCGGCAUAGCGAUCCUUUCUCAUUCGAGAUCAAUCUCGAGGUUUCUGUGAAACCUCCGGGAGGCGCGGAAGGUGUGGUUUGCCGCUCGAAUUUCAAGCACAUGUAUUGGACGAUGAAGCAACAGUUAGCGCAUCACACGAUCACAGGUUGCAACAUGCAGCCAGGAGAUUUGUUAGCGUCAGGAACUAUCAGCGGACCGGAGGAGAGCUCUUUCGGAUCGAUGUUGGAGCUGAGUUGGCGAGGCAGCAAGACCAUCGACAUUGGAAAUGGACUCACUCGGAAAUUCCUGCAAGAUAAUGACGAAGUCAUUAUACGGGGACAUUGCGAGAAGCCGGGUUUGAGGAUCGGUUUCGGGGAAUGCAAGGGUGUCUUAUUGCCGGCUUCUCAGACUUGAUUCAUGAAUUACGUAGUGGAAUGGCUAAUAGAUCACGCUGUAGCACCAGGUCACGACUUACUCAUGAUCUUGAAAUAAACAUUCUUGGUGAAGA
This is a messenger RNA of Galendromus occidentalis (western predatory mite), 1432 nucleotides long. RefSeq names its product fumarylacetoacetate hydrolase (gene Faa). The transcript has 2 exons. The coding region runs from base 82 to 1338 and encodes 418 amino acids. The record is from RefSeq and is a predicted model, not a curated record. Gene Ontology annotation, molecular function: fumarylacetoacetase activity. Lineage: Eukaryota; Metazoa; Arthropoda; Arachnida; Mesostigmata; Phytoseiidae. Gene Ontology annotation, biological process: homogentisate catabolic process; L-phenylalanine catabolic process; L-tyrosine catabolic process.